Molecule: messenger RNA, 1083 nt
Organism: Neurospora tetraspora
Lineage: Eukaryota; Fungi; Ascomycota; Sordariomycetes; Sordariales; Sordariaceae
Product: mitochondrial ribosomal protein subunit L20-domain-containing protein
Exons: 1
Coding region: 118-795 (225 amino acids)
Cellular component (GO): mitochondrial large ribosomal subunit
Molecular function (GO): structural constituent of ribosome
Source: RefSeq, a predicted model, not a curated record
CACCCACCUCGGCUCUCCGACCAAUCCCGUCGUCCCCGUCUGUACAACUUCUUCACUGAAGCCAACACGACGACGGUCCGAGUGUAUAAACAAAGCAACAGAGACAACCAGCAAAAAAUGGAGGCUUCUCUUUCCCUGUUCCGGCCCGCGGCCACCUGCUGCCGCCGCGUUGCGCUCUCCUCCUCCACCACCCAAAAGGCCGCUGCUGCCCACCCCGCCGUCGCCGCCGGCAUUUCCGUCCGCUACCAGUCGACCGCGAACCGGACAAAACGCAUGCUCAACAUCCCUCCGCACGAGUCCUUCCUCAACGUACCCGUCGAAGGCGACCGCAUCAUCUUCAACCCUCCUUCGUCCGAGGCCUCGGUCUACCACACGCCCUUCAAGUUCCUCCCGCGCUCCGACCCGCGCCGCCGCGCAAACAUAUACAAGCUUUUCAAGCCGCAAGCCCCUACGCCAGUAGAGGAGGCUACCGAUGCCAACGCUGCUGAGCACGGCGAGCAGCUACCGCCCGUCCUCUACAACCCCACAAAGUCGUACAACGUCACGGCCGAGCAGGUCGAGGAGAUCCGCCAGCUGCGCGCCAAGGACCCCAAGAAGUACAGCGUCACCUACCUCAGCAACAAGUACAACUGCACAAAGGUGUUCAUCAUGAUGUGCACCCAGGCCCCUCGCGAGCACCAGGAGCAGCACAAGCUCGCGCGCGCCAGGAUCGCCGAGAGCUGGGGCCCCCGGAGAGCGGCUGCCAAGCUGGAUGCCAGGAGGAGAAAGGAGAUGCUGCAUCGUGGCGAGAUAUAGAUGCAGAUGGGCUGCUGGUACUGGGAUUGUUGGGGAAAGCGUUGAAGGAGAUGGGGGAGGAGGAAGAAGAGUAUUGUUUAGAGCGGUGGGGGAGGAGGGUGCGGAUGAGAGAGAGAAAGGAGAAAGGGAAGUGGUCUGGUCUGGUCUUCUGGUCUGGUUCGGCUUAUUGGUUGCUUUGCUUCCUGCGCGCGCGGCAUAUAUACUACUUUUUGGUCACCCGUUCUUUUGGUCUAGCUGGCGGGCGGGUUGGGGGAAAGCCUGCUCAUCUUGCCAUUUCUGAGGACAGCG